AUGACAACAGAAAAAUUGGAAAACGAUUGGAAGCUGAUACAAGAUGAUUUUCAGAAGCUUGAGAAAAUCCACGACGAGUACAUUCAAAAGUCUCGACAAGUGAGUAAAUUUCAAGAUACGGCCGUGAAAGCGAUGAAACAUCACAAUUAUCUGCUGAAAAACUUCAAAGAGACCAUGAAACAAACACAGCAAUCACUCGAGAAGAAAGAGCCGUCGGAAGAGAAGUCGUCGAUCGUCGCACAAAUCGCGAAAAUGCGCGAGGAAAUGGAGGUGUCGAAUCUGCGACUCCGUGAUAUGCAAGGAGAACUGCCCGCCCAAUCGAACGGAUUCUAUUUGAAUCUGAUUCUGGGAUCGAAUCUCAACGUGUCGCUUCUCACAAGGACCGAGAAGUUCAAGUAUAAACAGGAAUACGACGGUUUCAAAUGGAACAUCACAAUCCUCAUCUGCGCCCUGGCACUAAUUCCGAGUGUUCGAUUCGAUUCUGUGCUUCCUGAUGACCUGAUGACGUCAUCACUUACAAUUUGCUACAUUCCGGACAGUGUAAAGGAUGAAUUAAAGAAAUUUCGAUUCUUGAAAUCCAGCGCGAUGAACGCGUUAAUCAUGAAAAUCGACAGAGAAUCGCAUCAACUCGAAACGGAGCAAACGCUCAAUGAUUGCUCAAUUGAGGAGUUCAAAGAGGAGCUGCCCUCGCAACAGCCACGUUUCGUUCUGCUCAGUUGGAGUAAGAAGCAUGAGGAUGAGAGGGUAUCGUACCCGAUGCUUCUGAUUUAUUAUUGUCCGAAUGGAAGCAGUCCGGAACUCCAGAUGCUCUACGCAGGUAGCCGCAACUCGAUAGUAAACGAGUGCGGCGUGUCGAAGAACAUCGAAGUGCGCGACAUCGACGAAAUCGACGACGAUCUUCUCGACUCGAAAUUCUGA
Caenorhabditis remanei is the source of this 918-nucleotide messenger RNA. RefSeq lists its product as uncharacterized. NCBI's taxonomy places the organism in Eukaryota, Metazoa, Nematoda, Chromadorea, Rhabditida, Rhabditidae. Gene Ontology annotation, biological process: actin filament debranching; negative regulation of Arp2/3 complex-mediated actin nucleation. Gene Ontology annotation, cellular component: actin cortical patch; membrane. The transcript has 8 exons. Gene Ontology annotation, molecular function: Arp2/3 complex binding; actin binding. Bases 1 to 918 code for a protein of 305 amino acids. The record is from RefSeq and is a predicted model, not a curated record.